AUCUCUUGUUUGGUCAUCUUUAUCCGCCCACAAGUUGGUGGGCAAACUGGAGGACAAGCUGCCACACGGCAAGGACUGUGCCCCCUUGUUGAGCGACGCGCAGGCUGCACCUCAGAGCAGGUCCUCAGGAACCCAGCUCCAGCCCGCAGCCCGGGGAAGUGGGACCGGGCGCUUCCCGCAGGACACCGCCCCGAACGCGGCCCCGCCCCUCACCUUGCCCGCGAAGGUGCGUGCGGCGCUCGGUGAUUGGCCGCGGCCCGCCGCUGCCCGGCUGCCAUUGGCUGCUUGGCUCUCUUUGUUCCCGGUCCCCCCCACCCCUCGCCCGCCGGGGCGAGUCUGCCUGCAGCCGACCUCGACCUCGCGGCGGAAGUUCGACGGCGCCGUGCGAGUGGCUGAGGCGACGGCGCCGGAGUCCCCGGCAGGUCCCGCGGUGCCCGGGCCGAGCGGAGGCCACCGGAGCCUGGACGUGAGAUCCCGGACAGGAGGAGGAAGCCCCUGUUGACGCACAGCAGCCAUGGACUUGGAUACCAAAAUGAAGAAGAUGGGCUUAGGUCAUGAACAAGGAUUUGGAGCGCCCUGUUUAAAAUGCAAAGAAAAAUGUGAAGGAUUUGAACUGCACUUCUGGAGAAAAAUAUGUCGUAACUGCAAGUGUGGCCAAGAAGAGCAUGAUGUUCUCCUGAGCAACGAAGAGGAUCGGAAGGUGGGGCGGCUCUUUGAAGACACCAAGUACACCACCCUGAUCGCCAAGCUGAAGUCGGACGGAAUUCCCACGUACAAACGCAACGUCAUGAUACUGACCAACCCAGUUGCUGCCAAGAAGAAUGUCUCCAUCAACACCGUCACCUAUGAGUGGGCGCCUCCUGUCCAGAACCAGGCAUUGGCCAGGCAGUAUAUGCAGAUGCUGCCGAAGGAGAAGCAGCCGGUGGCAGGCUCGGAGGGGGCACAGUACCGAAAGAAGCAGCUGGCAAAGCAGCUCCCUGCACAUGACCAGGACCCUUCCAAGUGCCAUGAGUUGUCUCCCAAAGAGGUGAAGGAGAUGGAGCAGUUUGUGAAGAAAUACAAGAAUGAGGCGCUGGGCGUGGGAGAUGUCAAACUGCCCUAUGAGAUGGGGACUCCAGGCAUCGACAAACUCUACCUCCCUGCGGGGGACAGAGGCACCCCGACAGUCACGGGGGCUGUGGAGAGCAAAUCUGCCGAGCCAAAGAGAACGCAGUAUUUCUGCUCUUGCUGCAAGCUGCUCAUGCAGGAGGGCGAGCCCGCCGUCUACGCCGAGAGGGCUGGCUACGACAGGCUGUGGCACCCAGCCUGCUUCACCUGCAGCGCCUGCUCGGAACUCCUGGUUGACAUGAUCUAUUUCUGGAAGAAUGGGAAGCUGUUCUGUGGCAGACACUACUGUGACAGUGAGAAGCCCCGCUGUGCCGGCUGCGAUGAGCUGAUAUUCAGCAAUGAAUACACCCAGGCAGAGAACCAGAACUGGCAUCUGAAACACUUCUGCUGCUUUGACUGUGACGGCAUCCUGGCUGGGGAGAUCUACGUGAUGGUCAACGACAAGCCUGUGUGCAAGCCGUGCUACCUCAAGAACCACGCCGUGGUGUGUCAAGGGUGCCACAAUGCCAUCGACCCGGAAGUGCAGCGGGUCACCUACAAUGACUUCAGCUGGCACGCGUCCGCCCAAUGCUUUCUGUGCUCCUGCUGCAGCAAGUGUCUCAUCGGAGAGAAGUUCAUGCCUGUGGAGGGCAUGGUUUUCUGUUCAGUGGAGUGUAAGAGGAGGAUGUCUUAGGACAAGAGCACUGAGCAGCCUUGAGCCGUUAUCUAGCCAAAGGGUAUGCAUUUCUACUGUAAAGUGCAAUUUCAAAACAUGAUAAUAAAAGGAAAAGAAACAGUUAAGGAAACCAA
Molecule: messenger RNA, 1896 nt
Organism: Ochotona princeps (American pika)
Lineage: Eukaryota; Metazoa; Chordata; Mammalia; Lagomorpha; Ochotonidae
Gene: TES
Product: testin LIM domain protein
Exons: 7
Coding region: 515-1780 (421 amino acids)
Molecular function (GO): zinc ion binding
Source: RefSeq, a predicted model, not a curated record